AUGGCGGACGUCGAUUGGUCGGCUGGGCGCACAUUCUUAAUCGUUUAUCAUCGGCAUCUCGUUUUACGAGUUUUAGUGCAGCGAUCAUCAUCACCAUCGUAUGACGUCAUCGAACACAACAUAGACAAGCUGAUCCUCCGAGAUAACAAUCACCAGAUGGAAGUUACCUCAAGGCCCCCUCAACUGAAUCAUAGACCCCCCCACUCCACCCCGCGGCUCACCCUCAUCGAAAAUACCCCCAUUUUAGUCACGUGCAUCAGUGUGGGUGGCAGUCCGACACCGACUAUCGAUAUCUUCUUGAAGCGUCGGAACAUCAGCGGGAAUGCUGUCUUGAGGUCUGUGGUGAGUCAGUUGCGAGGCGAUACAAAAAGUUAUCGUCGAAUUUUGCGUGAGGUUCAUCAGCCCAGCUCCGUGGGCGAGAAAGUGAUGGCCGAAGAUGACGGUAGCUCGGUGACCUGUGAAGGGUCGGUGACCGGUUUUAAGCCGAUUCGCGUUGACGCAUUUUUGGAAGUUAGAUAUGCUCCGAAGAUAGAGUGUCAAUCGACAGAGAGGAGGCUCGGCGACGUGAACGUGUACAUCGGCUGCCUGGUGAAGGCCAAACCCCACCCCUACGAAAUGUUCUGGAUCGUUGAUGACGUCGGCAGGAAGGUUCUCGUGAAUGAUGACGCUACUGACGCGGCUGCUGCUGCUGCUAAUAUGUGGAGUGCGGCCAACACGUUAAACGGACCAUCGACUAGCGUGCAGUUGUAUUUUCAUCACGUGACCGCUAGCGACUUCCGGCACUACAGAUUGGUGGUAGCCAAUGAAGUGUCCACUUCUGUGGCAGAAGUAUUUUUAAAAGAAAGUUGGUUUUGA
This is a messenger RNA of Helobdella robusta, 855 nucleotides long. RefSeq lists its product as hypothetical. The record is from RefSeq and is a predicted model, not a curated record. The coding region runs from base 1 to 855 and encodes 284 amino acids. The transcript is spliced from 5 exons. Lineage: Eukaryota; Metazoa; Annelida; Clitellata; Rhynchobdellida; Glossiphoniidae.